Engraulis encrasicolus (European anchovy) is the source of this 3055-nucleotide messenger RNA. RefSeq names its product cell division cycle 27 (gene cdc27). The coding region runs from base 109 to 2619 and encodes 836 amino acids. Gene Ontology annotation, biological process: cell division; anaphase-promoting complex-dependent catabolic process; protein ubiquitination. Gene Ontology annotation, cellular component: cytoplasm; anaphase-promoting complex. The transcript is spliced from 19 exons. NCBI's taxonomy places the organism in Eukaryota, Metazoa, Chordata, Actinopteri, Clupeiformes, Engraulidae. Gene Ontology annotation, molecular function: protein binding. The record is from RefSeq and is a predicted model, not a curated record.
GUUGGUAUGUUCAAAUCUUAGGAUCUACUUCUGGCCUGGAUCCUGAACGAAGAACGAUAUAGGAGAGAGAGACGCAAAAGAGACGGAGUGAAGGUGCUUGGCAACGGAAUGACGGUGUUGCAGGAACCUGUCCAGGCUGCUGUUUGGCACGCUUUAAACCACUAUGCCUAUCGCGAUGCCGUCUUCCUGGCAGAAAGGCUCUACGCUGAAGUGCAUUCAGAGGAGGCUCUCUUCCUGUUGGCCACCUGCUACUACCGUUCUGGAAAGCCGUACAAGGCCUACCACCUGCUGAAGGGCCACAGCUGCACCACGCCGCAAUGCAAAUACCUCCUGGCCAAGUGCUGUGUGGAGCUCAGCAAGCUUGCAGAGGGAGAGCAGAUUUUGACCGGCGGUGUUCUGAAUAAGCAGAAAAGCCAAGAUGACAUCGUCACAGAAUUCGGAGAGACCGCCUGCUUCACACUGGCUUUGCUUGGCCAAAUCUACUGCAAAACAGACAGACUUGCAAAGGGGUCGGAGUGCUACCAGAAGAGUCUGAGUUUGAAUCCGUUCAUUUGGUCUCCUUUCGAGUCACUCUGUCAGAUAGGUGAGCGGCCGGACCCAGAACAGAUUUUCAAACUGACUUCCCUUCAGAACUUCAGCAGUGGGGGCGGGGUCAACCAGCCGCCAAUCAGCCCCGCCCACACGCCCAGCCACAACCCCUCCCACCGGCAGGUUGACAGCGUUCUCAUGGAGACUCCCCAAGACACUUUAGAGUUAAACCGCCUGAACCUGGAGUCCUCAAACCCCAAGUACUCCACGCUGGGCACAGACUCGUCCGUGUCCUACAUCGACUCGUCUGUCAUCUCACCCGACGCAGUGCCACUGGGCUCGACGGGCGGCUCGGUGCUCAGCAAGCAGCCUCAGAACAACAAGCCCAAGAGUGGACGCAGCUUGCUGGGAGGUCCAGCAGCCCUCAGCCCGCUUACGCCCAGUUUUGGAAUCCUGCCCCUGGAGCCCAGCCCGGGAGACCCCACUUACCUGCAGAGCUAUGGUCACAGCGGCUCGGGGAUGGAGCCUCCGCCUGCUGCGGCUCCCUUAAAGAAGUCGGUUGCUCGAAUCAACCAAGUAGGCACAAAGUCAGUGUUUGCACCAAGUGGUAACAGCAGGGAGGUCAUCCCCAUCCCCUUCAAUCCAACGCAGACCACCGCACCACAAACCAGUACCACACCUCAAGUGCUAAGCCCAACCAUCGCUGCACCUGCUAAUGUGCAGCCUAGGCGAAGCUCCAGACUCUUCACCAGUGCCAGUUCUACUGCCAAGGAGAACAGCAAGAAGCUAAAAAUGAAGUUUCCGACAAAGAUCCCCAACCGUAAGACCAAAACCAAGACGGGUAAGGCAGGCAUGGCGCCCUCCAACCUCAACGAGAGCAUCGAGCUGCUGAAACUGGACUCCUCCAUCUCCGAGGGCAAGGGGGGCAGCCUCGGCUCAUCUCAGCUACAGGCCUUCACUCUGCAAAAGGCCGCCGCAGAUGGGUUGAUGAACCUGAUGAGAGAUAUUGGCCGUGGUUAUGUGGCCCUCUGCUCCUACAACUGUAAAGAGGCCAUCAACAUCCUCACCCAGCUCCCCACGCACCACUACAACACAGGCUGGGUCCUCAACCAGAUUGGACGGGCCCACUUCGAGCUGGCGGAGUACACACAGGCCGAGAGGAUCUUUUCGGAAGUCAGGCGGAUCGAGAGCUACCGCGUAGAGGGCAUGGAGAUCUACUCCACCACGUUGUGGCACCUGCAGAAGGACGUGUCGCUCUCCGCUCUCUCCAAAGAUCUCACCGACAUGGAUAAGAAUUCGCCUGAGCCAUGGUGUGUAGCAGGAAACUGUUUCAGCCUUCAGCGGGAACACGACAUUGCCAUUAAGUUCUUCACACGUGCAAUCCAGGUGGACCCCAGCUUUGCGUACGCCUACACGCUCCUCGGCCACGAGCUCGUACUGACAGAGGAGCUGGAGAAGGCCCUCGGAUGUUUCCGGAAUGCCAUUCGCCUCAACACGCGCCACUAUAAUGCCUGGUAUGGCUUGGGUAUGAUCUAUUAUAAACAGGAGAAGUUUAACUUGGCAGAGAUCCACUUCAAGAAGGCUCUCAGCAUCAACCCUCAGAGUUCAGUGCUGCUGUGUCACAUUGGAGUGGUUCAACACGCACUUAAGAAAUCUGACCACGCCUUAGAGACUCUAAACAGAGCAAUUGGUAUUGACCCCAAAAACCCACUAUGCAAGUUCCACAGGGCAUCCAUUCUAUUUGCAAGUGAGAAGUACAAGGCUGCCCUGCAGGAGUUGGAGGAGCUCAAACAGAUCGUACCUAAAGAGUCGCUUGUUUACUUUUUAAUUGGAAAGGUCUAUAAGAAACUGGGGCAGACUCACCUGGCCCUGAUGAACUUUUCCUGGGCCAUGGACCUGGACCCCAAAGGCGCCAAUAACCAGAUCAAAGAGGCAAUAGACAAGAGAUAUCUCCCGGACGACGAGGAGCCCGUCACCCCAGAGGACUACCCCUACUAUUCCACAGCCGACAUGGAGGAGUCUCAGGAGAGCAGCAUGACUGACGCCGAUGACACGCAGUUGCACACGGCCGAGAGUGACGAGGUCUUGUAGCCAGCCACUGGUGACGCGGGCGGGCGGCCCUGUGGUCACUAUAGCACGUGGGACUCUCACUUGUGGAGCCGGGCCCCAAGCCAACCCACCGGGACCAGGCCUAGAAGACAAGACAUGCGGGAGGCUCCUCCUCCAUCAUAACUAGAUGAUGACAGAAGAGGAUGAUGAUGUUGAUGAUGGAAAAAAAAGGAAUACAAACUGCUGCUAAUACAGUACCUCCUUGUUUCUCUUAAAAAAAAACACACACACACUUAUGUUUGCUGUUUUUUUAUUGUUGUUGUUUAUUAUUAUUAUUAUUAUUGUGUUUUUCAUCCUAUUGUCUUUUCUCUCCUCUCAAUCAUGCCUUAGCAGUCAAAACAAAAAUACAAACUACCGUAUGUUUUUAUGUUGUUUUACUCAAAUUAUCCCCUCAAUAAAGGUGUCUUUACAGUCUUUA